This is a messenger RNA of Babjeviella inositovora NRRL Y-12698, 1605 nucleotides long. RefSeq names its product kleisin alpha (gene MCD1). Gene Ontology annotation, molecular function: protein binding; chromatin binding. Gene Ontology annotation, biological process: mitotic sister chromatid cohesion; synaptonemal complex assembly; replication-born double-strand break repair via sister chromatid exchange. NCBI's taxonomy places the organism in Eukaryota, Fungi, Ascomycota, Pichiomycetes, Serinales. The record is from RefSeq and is a predicted model, not a curated record. Gene Ontology annotation, cellular component: synaptonemal complex; cohesin complex. The transcript has a single exon. The coding region runs from base 1 to 1605 and encodes 534 amino acids.
AUGUUUUACUCAGAACAGCUCUUGACGAAAGAAGGGCCGUUGGCACACGUAUGGUUGGCAGCCAACUUGGAGAAGAAACUCUCCAAGCAGCAGCUUUUGCAGGCCAACAUCACAAAGUCCACGGAGGCCAUCGCGUCGUCUUCGGCGGAAAACCAGAGCUCCCAGGCGGUGGCUAUCCAGCCGCUCGCGUUGCGUCUCUCCGGGCAAUUGUUGCUCGGGGUGGUGCGCAUCUACUCGCGCAAGGCCAAGUACUUGCUUGACGACGUAGCGGACGCGUUGUUGCGGUUGAAGUCUGCGUUCAAGAGCAGCAAUUCGGUGACGUUGCCUGUUGACGAAACGGUUGUGCCCCUGAUCCGCAGCCUCACCUUGCGCGACACCGUUACCGGCACGGAUUUGUUAUACCAGGAGCCGUUGAACUUGAACUUUGACGACUCGGCUGUGAAUUUUUCAGCCAUUCGUCACGACACGGCGAACCUCCACACCAGCUUGUUUGCGCAUUCGCAACCUGACUUCAACACCUCCAUCGAGAUCCCCAGAAGACACCAGCGGGACGAUUUGGAACAACGCGACGAUGAGGACGACUUGGACUUGAACUUUGACAUUGACUUGCCUAAGGACGAUGCAUUGGACUUGGGCUUGGACUUUGACACGUCUGUAGAGGUUGGCCGAGCCGGUGAAGCGCCGUUGGCCGAUGAAAUGACCGUUUUUCCAGAAUUAUCCUUCCCUGAGGAGCACCAGCAGGAUUUUGAUAUGGGCGGUGACUACGCGUUUGACUACCCAUCGCCACAGCCAGAGGAAAAAACCAUGCCGUUGACCCCUAAAGCACGCACUGCAACCGAGAUGCUUCCGUCGCCCGAGACCCACACCAGACAGAGGAGGAUGAGGCCAAUCGGGUUGACUGACUCGGGAAUCAGAACCCUCAGAAAGCGGUUGAUGGUGGAUGAGACUACGGAGAUUCCCGCUGACCAGUUGAGAAGGGAAACGAUAUAUCCAGCCGAAGGCUUGUCUGUUGAUGCCCGUUUGCAGCUGGUGCGAGCCAAGGGGACGUCUUUUUUGUUUGGCAGGUUUGCCCAAGAAGUCACCUCCGAGUUCAAGCGAAGAUGUGUGGCCUUAAGGAACCACGGGGAUGUGAAUGCCGUUCCUCAGUCGACCCCUGAGGCGCCGCAUGGGGAGCAGAACGAUUACGAGGAGAUGGUUCAAGACUUUGACCUUCCGCAGCCAGAGAGCGAGGAUGAGCGUGUGGACCAAUUCGGCUUUGACAUCGGCAACCAGUUGGGCUUGCAGUCUCCAGAAGCACAGGCUGAGGAAGAUGAGUACACCAAACAGGCUAGCGAGUCCAUUGUGUCACGGUCCACCUACAAAAUGGCUGGCCAGUUGCGCGAGGUGUUUGAGACAGGUGACACUGCCACCACCUUUGCAGAGGUGCUUUUGUUCGAUACCGCAUCCGAGCAGCCAUUGUCACUGCAGCCAAAGAAACAGGCCACCAGGGCUUUCUUUGAGUUGUUGGUCUUGGCCACUGGCGAUGCCGUCAGCUUGAAGCAGGCGGAGAACUUUGGAGAGAUCAAGAUUUCUGCCAGAGGGAACCUCUACACCAGGUUUGUCUAG